GUGACUUACUCCAGGGGUCCUAGGAGCUGGGGGGCUAACUGCCACAAGUGACGGGCGAGACCUAAGUAGGCGGGGCACAUUCCAGCUAGGGGGAGGCUGUCCCACCCACAAAGGCGCAAAGGAGGCCUCAGGGCACAGCCCGAAGGGGCGGAGCCUGAGCAGGGGGCGGGCCGAUCGGUGAAGACUUGCAGUGGGCUGCAGAGUCGGACCCUGCCGCUGCGUGUUCAGGGUCUUCACCAUGGGGCAGAUCGAGUGGGCCAUGUGGGCCAACGAGCAGGCGCUGGCAUCUGGCCUGAUUCUCAUCACAGGGGGCAUCGUGGCCACAGCUGGGCGCUUCACACAGUGGUACUUCGGUGCCUACUCUAUCGCUGCAGGUGUGCUCAUUUGUCUGCUGGAGUACCCUCGAGGGAAGAGGAAAAAGGGCUCCACCAUGGAGCGGUGUGGACAGAAGUACCUGACCGCUAUGGUAAAGCUGUUCGGGCCCCUCACAAGGAAUUACUACGUCCGGGCUGUCCUCCACUUCCUGCUGUCAGUGCCUGCAGGCUUCCUGCUGGCCACUAUCUUGGGGACUGUCUGCUUGGUCAUUGCCAGUGUGAUCUACCUGCUGGCAGCCAUCCGGGGUGAGCAAUGGACCCCCAUUGAGCCCAAGCCCAAGGAGCGGCCCCAGGUCGGAGGCACCAUCAAGCAGCCGCCCACCAACCCCCCACCCCGGCCACCAGUGGAGGUCCGCAAGAAGCCAAGUGUGGGUGAGGAGGAGGCAGGCACGGCUGGAGGCCCCCAGGUCAACCCAAUUCCAGUGACAGAUGAGGUGGUGUGACCUUGCGUGGCUGUCUGCAGCUCCUGCCUGAAUGUUCCCGGAGGUGCCACCAGGAAGCGGUGAUGCCUCCUACUGUAAUAAACAGUGAAAAG
Messenger RNA from Microtus ochrogaster (prairie vole), 909 nucleotides. RefSeq names its product cytochrome b-245 alpha chain (gene Cyba). Lineage: Eukaryota; Metazoa; Chordata; Mammalia; Rodentia; Cricetidae. Gene Ontology annotation, molecular function: heme binding. The record is from RefSeq and is a predicted model, not a curated record.